This is a messenger RNA of Chelonoidis abingdonii (Abingdon island giant tortoise), 1903 nucleotides long. The record is from RefSeq and is a predicted model, not a curated record. NCBI's taxonomy places the organism in Eukaryota, Metazoa, Chordata, Testudines, Testudinidae.
GUGGGAGAGCGGCGCUGAGGCCGGCAGUGCUCUCUGCUCUCCUUGGCAUCACUUUGCCGUGGCCGAGCUGUUCUAACAAGUGGCUGGAGCCGCACUUCAGAGCCUGCCGGGGCUCGGUUCAGCGCGGUGCCCCUGCCCGGGGGCUCCGGUCGCUGCCUGCAGCCUCCGCUCGCGCCGGGCUGCACGGGGAAAUAACGGUGACAUGUCUUGAAUGAUUAAGUAUUCCCUGGAUUGUAUUAGCACAUGCUGCCUACCCGCUGCCUGUGUCUGCCUGGUCUUAGCAGCAUUCAGAGGAGGCAGAGGCAGGGUUAUUUGACAGCUGUAUUUGUGCUGAUAAGCGAAGGCACAAGGAGACGAUCGACUAGUGAGACAAGCGGGAAGCAGCAGCUGGGAGCUCCAGAGAAGGGCUGCGCUUGCCUUGCCGGGUGAGGUGUCCUGCCCCAGAGGAGGUCCCCCGUGCCCGUCCCCGGUUCUGGCCGGGUCCCCACGCCGGGGGCUAGCUCGCUGGCUGGGCACGGUGGGCGCGCCGGCCGCUCUGGGCAGAUGCCGAUUGAGAUCGUGUGUAAAAUUAAAUUUGCUGAGGAGGAUGAGAAGCAGAAGGAGGAAGAGGAAGGGGACAAGGAGAGUCUGAUCGAGGAGCCCAGCCGCCCAUGCGCCCACGACCUGGCCACCUUCGCUGGCACCAGCACCCUGCACGGCCUUGGCCACAUCUGCGGGUCAGGGCGCCUGGGCGUCCGGCAGACCCUGUGGGCAUUCGCCUUCCUGCUCUCACUGGCCUUCUUCCUGUCGCAGGCUGCCCGCUCGGCGCUGCUCUACCUGGAGCGCCCACACCUCACGGCACUGGACGAGGAGGCCGCCCGCGAGAUGCUCUUCCCUGCCGUCACCAUCUGCAACAUCAACCGCUUCCGCCACUCCGCGCUCUUCGACGCCGACAUCUUCCACCUGGCCAACAUGACCGGGCUGCCCCCCAAGGACCGCCAGGGGCACAGGGCAGCCGACCUGCUCUACCCCGACCCGGACAUGGCCGACAUCCUCAACCGCACUGGCCACCAGCUCGAUGACAUGCUCCAGAGCUGCAACUUCAGCGGCGAGAAGUGCUCCCCCCGGAACUUCACCGUGGUGAGUCCCGGCCCUGCCAGAGGCGCCUGCUCCGGGUGCCGGCACCUGGUGCUCCAGCUCUGUCUGUUCGAGUUUCCCUCAGGUUCCCCGAGGGAGAGCCCUUCCCAGAGCUCUGUGCAGGGCUGAGCUAUGCUGGGGCAGGGCUCCGGGCCCCCGGACGGAGGGACUUGCCGAGCCGGUGCUGGGGGGAGCCGAGGGCUUGCUGGAUGCUUUGGGAAGUUGCCAUUUGUUGCCUUGCUCUGGCCUGUGAGACCCUGCUCAGGGCCUGGUGGUUCUCUGGCUGGCCAGGCUGAGGCCGCCGGGCAGCAGGGGGGAGCCCCCAGCACCGAGGUGGCAGGGGGUCCGCGAGGAGAGACACCAGUGGGGUGCCAGGUGCCUGAGCAGCUGCUGCUCCCAACGUGCCUGCGUCUCCCCCGGGAGCCUGCCCGGCCCUGGGCUGGUCCCUUCCAUGCCGGGGCCCGAGGGCCCGGGAUGCUCCCGAUGCUGGUCCAGGCAGCGAGGCCCCAGCCGGGCUAGUGUGGGUGCCUGACGUCCCAAAUACCCGCUGCGCUUUGGGGAAAUCAAUGUGGUGAGCGGGUGGAAUACCUGAUGGGACCUUUGCCCCCUGUAAUGACUCUGGAAAUGAGCUGCUUCCCUCCUGCGGCUGCCAUGCGGCCUGAUUCCUCGUGCCUGGAGCAGCGCUGCCUGUGCCUGGCUCGGGGAGGGGAGGCUGCAGGCACUGGGGGGCAGGGCAGCGGGUCUAACCCAGCAGCACGAGGCGAGAGCUGGCCAGGGGAGAUGCCAU